AUGCUGACCCUGCUGCUCAUCCUCGUGCUCAACCACUCCGUUUUGGCCAUGGGAGUUGACAGCAACGACGUCAACUUCGACCUGGGCUAUGCUAUUCUUCUUGGAGGACUGUUCGUUCUCCUCGUCUACCAACUGAUCCCGAGGCGUCAACGCAAGAUCAGCUAUGAGGAGCAGGAGGAUUUUGAGGAGGAAGCCGACGACGCGGUGCCCCAGAACAACUCUGAGGCGGAGAAGGAUCUCGAUGAAGAUCUUCUACAUGCCGAAUCCAGGGAAGAGGAGAACGAGAAGGCGGAUGAGGAUCCAGCUCAAUAUAUUCUAAAGACGACACCUCUCGAAUAUAGCAAUGCAUUGAGGAGCCUGAUCGGGCUCAUGGCCAUCAAGAAGUCCAAAUCAUUGAUGUGGGACUGCCCGGCCGCCUACUGGCAGUCAAAAUUCGAUGAGCACACCAAGACGUUGAAAGCCGGUGUCGCCAAGAAGGCCGUCACGAUGGAGCUGCUGAAACGUGUGUGCCUCCGUCUGGCACGCGGAUUCGCUGCAACUCUGAAGAUGUCGGUCUUGUCGUUGUUGAAGAAAUCGCAGAAGCAGCCUGAGGAGGUGUUCGUCGCCAGGACGAGCGCUGAGCAUCUGCGUAUCCUCAUCGGCAACCAGCUGUUCUCAGAGACCCUCCCGGAAGUGUCCAAGUUCCCGGCCUGCUACGAGGACUUCAUCUACGCCUGGUUGUACCGCCUCGAGACGGAGGGCAAAUGCAGCGCCGGCCCGCAAGCUAUUGAGGAAGCUUUCGUCUCGCUGGCCGAGGCGGUCAUCGACAAGCUGACAGUGGCAUGCUCCCACCCGGAUGAGGCUGGGCCAGACGGCGCGAGGCAAGCCAACCGGGAGAAAGAAAUGCUCAGUCGAUAUCGAUCC
This is a messenger RNA of Mesorhabditis spiculigera, 903 nucleotides long. Lineage: Eukaryota; Metazoa; Nematoda; Chromadorea; Rhabditida; Rhabditidae. The record is from the annotation of a GenBank genome assembly.